UCAUAGUUUUGUUUACCUCACAGAUCUUCCUAUAAAAAUGACAAUUAUGAAGAAAACACAGCAGUCUGGGAUAUGAAAUAGAACCAUGAAGUUUUUCGUAGCAGUUGUACUAUUGGCGUUGGUGAAAUCUUCGCUGCAGGUGGAUUACUGCAAAUCCUCGUUAUGUCCAGCAGGUGUUACUCAUAUCGCCUGUAAUGGGUUAACAACACUGUCAUCUUCCUGUGGCACCGGUGCGCAGGAGGUAGUUUUAGACUCCACCAAACAAGCAUUGAUCCUGGACUUACACAAUCAACUUCGCAGCAAAAUUGCUACAGGAAAGCAGAACUAUUCCACAACAUUCUACCCGGAAGCAGCACGCAUGGGAACGAUGGUCUGGAGUUCAGAGUUGGCAAGUAUCGCGGCAGCCAACGCACGUAAGUGUGUGUUCGGUCAUGAUAGCUGCCGAAACACUGCGACCCUGAAAGCAGUAGGACAGAACAUAGCCAGCAAAAGUUACUAUGGCAUGACCAUUUCCGAUAACGAUCUACUCACAGGAUUCGUUGGUGCUUGGUAUUCUGAGGUCACAUAUGCCAACAAAGACAUAAUCGGUAGCUAUCCGAGUAAUUACCAAGGUCCUGCCAUCGGGCAUUUCACUCAAAUAGUCUCGGAUCGUGCAACUCAAAUCGGGUGUUCUCUCGUGAGCUAUAUUAAAUCACCAUGGAUCAAUAAGUACUUUGUCUGCAACUAUGCCAUCACAAAUAUAGUGGGUCAACCCGUCUACCAAGCAGGAAAAAAAUGUUCCAAAUGCACGACUGGGUGUAAUUCUAAAUAUGACGGACUGUGCAGUCCAAGCGAAGUUAUCAAUUCUAACCCUUGAAAAUUAAAUUCAUCGUUGGUGGUUUUUAAAUUUGAAUCCGAACGAAGAGAAACGAAUUUUGCGAAACUAUUUCCAUAUGUAAAUGAAACCGAAUAAGAAAAUUUUUCCUAUAUUUA
Messenger RNA from Malaya genurostris, 972 nucleotides. RefSeq names its product venom allergen 3 homolog. Bases 86 to 856 code for a protein of 256 amino acids. The transcript is spliced from 4 exons. Lineage: Eukaryota; Metazoa; Arthropoda; Insecta; Diptera; Culicidae. The record is from RefSeq and is a predicted model, not a curated record.